Messenger RNA from Cladocopium goreaui, 2239 nucleotides. Lineage: Eukaryota; Dinophyceae; Suessiales; Symbiodiniaceae. The record is from the annotation of a GenBank genome assembly.
AAUUUGCACAUCUACUCGGCCCAUGUCACGUCAUGGGACUGCCCGUGGGAGCGCCGCGAACCGACGAAGUCCAGUGGCAGUUGAAAGCAACGAAGCUUUCGAAGCGUUCUAUCGAAAGCAGGGGGUGGUUGCUGAGGAGCUUUGGGAUGAUUUCAUACAGACCUUGCGGACACCCAUGCCCGUGGUGGUGCGUAUCAACCGGACCAAACCACAUUGGGAGGAGCUUCACAACUCCUUCGCAGAGGACCUACGCUGGUCGCAACUGCCGUGGUUUCCCGGCGCCUGGCAGUGCGACGCCAAGGACUACGACGAUGCGCUGCGGUCGCAGUGCUCGGCACUGAACAAGUCCUAUGCCCUGCGCUUUCAGGAAGCUGCAUCAUUAGUGCCGCCCUUGCUACUGGAGGUGAAGCCUGCAGAUUUGCUCUUGGACCUUUGUGCCGCACCAGGCAGCAAAACCUUGGAAUGCAUCGAACUCAUGCGGGAGAAUGGCCACAAGUCAUCUCAGGAUGGGGAAACUGGUGUGGUCAUUGCCAAUGACGCGGAUGCUGAACGCUGUUUCGAACUCUUGCCCCUCAUCACGCGCAAGGCUCGCUAUCCGGGUUGCGCAGUGGUCCUGGGAAACGGUGCCAAGUAUCCAGCGCAGUUCCGAGGUCAAGACGACCAACUGCUGUAUGACAAGGUGCUUUGCGACGUCCCGUGCAGUGGUGAUGGCACUCUCCGGCGGCGACCACACUGUUGGAAGUCCUGGUCGGUGGACUUUCCCUUGACUUUGCAUCAGAAACAGCUACUGAUCCUCUGUCGCGGCCUGCACUUGUUGCGACCGGGUGGGCGCCUGGUCUACUCCACCUGCAGCAUGAAUCCCAUUGAGAAUGAGGCAGUGGUGACUGCUGCCCUCGCUCGUUUUGGCGGCGACGUUCGCUUGGCACCCAGCGAUGUGCCCAAGGAGUUGCGGGUGGCGAAGUGUCUUCAGACUUGGUGGGUGCCUGAUCCUCAAGAUUCAGGCUGCUUCUACAAGUCUUGGAUGGAGGUGCCAACAUCGCAACGAAAACCUUCGGGGAUUUUGGUAGAAAGUAUGUUCAGCUCUGGCGAACUCGAUCCACGUGGAUGUUUUCGACUGAAUCCGCAUGAAAUUGAUGGGUCUGGUUUCUUCGUGGCAAUCUUCACCAAAACUGCGCAUCGAAGCUUUCCGGUGCAGAUUCCAUCAUCUCGCCUGAUGCCGGAGAUUCCUUGGAGGGCUAGGAAUGAAAACAAUCGCUAUACCGUGGUCUCAACUGACAACUCGGAUGUACAAUCCAUUGUGAAAUUCUAUGGCCUGCGAGACUUACCCGGACCGUUGGUGGCAGAGUACAACAUCAAGGGCAAGUUGACCCAACUGAAUCUGGUGAAUUCUGCUCUACUUCAGCUUUUGCAAAGUCAUUUGAACUGCAAAGGCUCCCCUUUGUUGGUAUCCUUAGGGAUCCCCUUGUUCAAAGUCUUGGAUGACAACUUCAUGACCAACAUCGACGUGCCGCGUUGGCGUCCAGCCAUGGAAGGGGCCCAGAUUUUGGCGCAGAAGAUGGAGAAACGGGUGCUGCGAAUCAGCUUGGAACAGAUGAGGAAGUUAUUGAUGAAACGACUUCUUCCCAUGCAAUCCUUGCUGACUUUGGGAACCGGCAAUGAGUUGAAAGGUCUGGAGAGUUGUGAGGAGAAGUUGGGUGGCGCCGUGGUGGGAACGAUGGACGGAACCUUCUGGGUGCCCUGCAUCAUCACAGGCAGCGGGCUGGAACUCUAUGCCUCUUUGGAGGAGGUUGGUGAUCCCCUUCCCAAGUUGUUACCGCCUCUGCGGCCACCGGUGAUCUCCGCAACGGAGGAGGUGAUGGUCUUGGACAAACCCAGUGGCCUUAGAACGGAGGAUGCCUUGCGUUUUGUUCAGCAGAAGCAUCCAGGCGCCGAGCUGGUUUCCAGGUUGGACAAGGAAACCAGCGGAUGCCUAUUGAUCCCCCUGACAGCGUUGAGCGCGAAAGAGUUCACACAACAAUUUGCGGGAAACAAGGUGCAGAAGUGCUACGUGGCCGUGGUUCAUGGCCAUCCACCUGAGAAGGGUCACAUUACAGAAGCACUGCGCUUGGUACAGCUGGGGGGUGGCACCAAAUACCGCGCCUUUGUGGAUGACACUGGGAAGGUGAGAAGAUGUUGGAAGAUGUUGGAUGUGGGCCGAAUUUUGGGAGUAUCAAGGAUGGCGAAUCUUCACCAGCUAUAA